Messenger RNA from Mesocricetus auratus (golden hamster), 3223 nucleotides. It is a transcript of the gene Prdm8, whose product is annotated as PR/SET domain 8. Gene Ontology annotation, biological process: regulation of DNA-templated transcription. The transcript has 4 exons. NCBI's taxonomy places the organism in Eukaryota, Metazoa, Chordata, Mammalia, Rodentia, Cricetidae. The record is from RefSeq and is a predicted model, not a curated record. Bases 386 to 2458 code for a protein of 690 amino acids. Gene Ontology annotation, molecular function: protein binding. Gene Ontology annotation, cellular component: nucleus.
GGAGGGGACGUGGGCUGUCACGCGUCAUUGGGCAGAUUAUGUGCAGCAAACAAAAAGUGUGUGUCUGCGUGCCAGUCAGUCACUGCAUCGGGUCCAUCUGUACAACUCGCCUCUCUCUCUCUCUCUCUCUCUCUCUCUCUCUCUCUCUCUCUCUCUCUCUCUCUCUCUCUCUCUCUCUCUCUCUCUCUCUCUCUCUCUCUCUCAUCUUCCUAUCUGCAGCAUCUCUCUUCAUUCCUCUCUCUUUGGACAGAACCUACUAGAAUGACACCGGCACCUCUUGACAUGGAGAUACACUAAUGUAAUAGGCAGAAAGGAACACUGGGUUUCGCCCUCUCGGUUCCAGGUGGCCUUAUUUGGGCGACUCGGUCCAGACCUUAUUUCUGCGAUGGAGGAGUCAGGCAUCCAGAGAGGCAUCUGGGAUGGAGACGCCAAGGCUGUCCAACAAUGUCUGACAGACAUUUUUACCAGUGUAUAUACAACCUGCGACAUCCCAGAGAACGCCAUAUUCGGUCCCUGUGUUCUGAGCCAUACUUCCCUGUAUGACAGCAUAGCCUUCAUAGCCCUCAAGUCCACGGACAAGAGAACCGUACCUUAUAUCUUCCGGGUAGACACUUCGGCGGCCAACGGUUCCUCAGAAGGUCUCAUGUGGCUGCGGCUGGUCCAAUCAGCCAGAGAUAAAGAAGAGCAGAAUCUCGAAGCUUAUAUAAAAAACGGACAGCUGUUCUACCGCUCUCUCCGCAGGAUUGCCAAAGACGAGGAGUUACUCGUUUGGUACGGGAAAGAACUGACAGAGUUACUCUUGCUCUACCCCUGUAGAUCCCACAAAAUGAACGGGUCGUCCCCUUACACAUGCCUGGAGUGCAGCCAGCGUUUCCAGUUUGAGUUCCCCUAUGUGGCACAUCUGCGAUUCCGCUGUCCCAAGAGACUUCACAGCGCUGAGGCGAAUCCCCAAGACCAACAAGGCAGUGGCGUGAGCACCAAGGACCAAGGCUGCGGCGGUGGCAAAGAGCAGCAGCAGCAGCAGCAACAGCAACAGCAGCAGCAACAGCAACAGGAGGCGCCCUUGGUCCCGGGCCCCAAGUUCUGCAAAGCGGGCCCCAUACACCACUACCCGGCGCCGUCCCCGGAGGCUAGCAACCCACCGGCCGCCGCAGGUGCGGGCAGCGCUAAGCCAUCCACGGACUUCCACAACCUGGCUCGGGAACUGGAGAAUUCCCGGGGAGGCAGCAGCUGUUCGGCGGCCCCGAGCCUUGGCGGUAGCCGCACCGGCCACCAGGAGGCGGAGCUGAGUCCCGACGGUGUCGCCGCGGGCGGCUGCAAAGGGAAAAGGAGGUUCCCGGAGGAGGCGGUGGCCGAGGGCGGUGGCGCGGGGCUGGCGGGUGGCCGUGCGCGCUUCUCCGAGCGGCCGCUGGCGGCCUCCAAGGAGGAGCUGGUGUGCACGCCGCAGCAGUACCGCGCCGCGGGCAGUUACUUCGGCCUGGAGGACAACGGCCGACUCUUUGCGCCUCCCAGCCCCGAGACCGGCGAGGCGAAGCGCAGCGCCUUCGUGGAGGUGAAGAAGGCGGGUCGCGCGGCGGGCUUGCAGGAGGAGGCUGCGGCGGACGGCGCGGGAGGCACCACCGAGGAGCCCGACGCGGGAGGCGGCGGCAGUGGCGGUGGCGGUGGCUCCUCCACUCCCGCGGCCGCCUCGCCGGGGGUCGCCGAAAAGCUGCUAGCCCCGCGGCCGGGAGGUGCGCUGCCCGGGCGGCUGGAGGGCGGGAGCCCAGUGCGCGGUAGCGCCUUCACCUCGGUGUCGCAGCUGGGCGGCGGUGGCGGCUCAGGGACCCCGGGGACCGCCGGGGGCGCCGGGGGCGGUCAGGCGGCUGCAUCGGACGAACGCAAGAGCGCCUUCUCGCAGCCGGCGCGCUCCUUCUCGCAGCUGUCCCCGCUGGUCCUGGGCCAGAAGCUGGGCGCACUGGAGCCGUGCCACCCGGGCGAUGGCGUGGGCCCCACCAGACUCUACCCGGCCGCCGCCGAUCCGCUGGCCGUGAAGCUGCAGGGGGCCGCGGACCUGAACGGAGCCUGCGGGCCCCUGGCGAGCGGCGGCGGCGGCGGCUUGCCCAAGCAGAGUCCCUUCCUCUACGCCACCGCCUUCUGGCCCAAGAGCUCGGCCGCGGCGGCCGCGGCGGCGGCGGCAGCCGCGGGGCCCCUGCAACUGCAGCUGCCCUCGGCGCUCACGCUGCUACCGCCCUCCUUCACCUCGCUGUGUUUGCCCGCGCAGAACUGGUGCGCCAAGUGCAACGCCUCCUUCCGCAUGACCUCCGACCUGGUGUACCACAUGCGGUCUCAUCACAAAAAGGAGUAUGCCAUGGAGCCCCUGGUGAAGCGUCGGCGGGAGGAGAAACUCAAGUGCCCCAUUUGCAACGAGUCCUUCAGGGAGCGUCACCACCUCUCCAGGCACAUGACCUCGCAUAAUUGAUGCGGAAAGGACCCUGGCUUUCCACGCGUGUGCACGCAUAGUCAAGCCACCUGAAGGAGCAGACGCGCGAGGACAUCCACCACUUCCUUAUGCCCCCAAAACACUGCAACCAAACACGUACACACACAGGUCCCUCCCCUGGCCAGAAGUCUCAUUAUUCAAAUGUUUAACGUGGGAGACACACACACACACACACACACACACACACACACACACACUCGAAAGGAUGGUGGAUUUUGGAUUGGGUGGGUUGUUUGCGGGGGUUUUCUUUUGAAUGCACGGAUUUUCACUUUCCAAAAAAAAGGUACAUUUAAAAAAAUGUCAUAUAUUGCAACAUAUUGAUGCAUUUGUCAUACGUUUCUACUUAAAUUAUUAAGCACUUAUGGUUUAGAUAUAAUUAUAUGUAAGGACAAAAUUUAUUUUAGAUAUAAAGUAAUGGAGGAAGGUGAGAUGCGUUCUGCAUUUCCUGAUGAAAGCUGUGUUCUUACAAAAAUAAACAAAAUGAAUAAAAACGGGGGUCACCAUUCAGUUUACGUUUCCAGGGGGAAGUGCAUGUAUCAAGAAAUGAUUAUGGACUUCAAUGAAGAAUGUCAUCAAUUAUGUAAAUAUGUAUUUCCUUUUAAUACAAAGUGUAAUUUUGUGCCAGUGAAAUGGAGUCUGAAUAGUUAUGUGUUUCCUUUAUCCCUAAGAGAUUUAUUAAACUUUAUAGUUUAUCAAGGUAUGUUGGAUGCUUUGACAAUAAAUAACUAUUUUCUUCAAAGCAAA